GCAGGUGUUUUUGAGACUCUUCCAGGUCCGGUUCAGUGUAAGAUGCUCCUGAAGGCCACAGAGCAGUGUUUCAACACACUGGAGAAAGCAGAGAUGCUGCUGCUGCUGCUCAAGAGAUUCCCGGAGUCUGUCGUUCAGCAUGGAGUGAGUUUAGGAGAGUCGUUAUUAGAGGCGGAGUCUGUAGAGAAUCUGGACACGCCUGUCAACUGCUUCAGGAAGCUGUUUGUGUGUGACGUUCUGCCGCUGAUUCUGAAUAAUGCAGACAUGUGUCUCCCGGUCAGUCUGCUGUAUAAAUACAUGCACAAAGCAGCAGAGUUUUACAUAUGUUACGUCACGCGGGAGCCGUCGGCAGACGCACAGAUGCAGG
Messenger RNA from Sinocyclocheilus grahami, 367 nucleotides. Its product is annotated as integrator complex subunit 10-like. Gene Ontology annotation, biological process: snRNA processing. NCBI's taxonomy places the organism in Eukaryota, Metazoa, Chordata, Actinopteri, Cypriniformes, Cyprinidae. The transcript is spliced from 3 exons. The annotation marks the transcript as partial. Gene Ontology annotation, cellular component: integrator complex. The record is from RefSeq and is a predicted model, not a curated record.